AUGGCGGACUUUCGCAAACUACUUCCUGGCAGCCUGGCCGACGCUGCAAACCAAGAAGCAUUGACGGUGGAACAAUGCGCAGCCGGGCUUCCUUUUCCCUCAGUCGCGACCGCAGCCGCAGCCAUGCAAGCAGCCAACAUGCAGGCAACCCUCGCCUAUUACUACUCAGCCGCUGCAGUCAACAUGCAAAACAGCUUGGCCCAAAGCUUCCAAGGUCUGCAGGGUUUGCAUUCCGGACUCCAAACACUACCCUACCCCCUCUCCCAGAGCGGCGGCCCGCCGCAGAUCCUGGCCGGGGGCGGGGCAACAGCGCCGUAUGGCAUGGCGGCUCCGCCGCCGCCGCCGCCGCACAUCGGGGCGACCGCGAUGCCAACGGCGACAGCCGCCACAGGCCUGCUGCCGCCGGACGGCGCCGCAGCCGCAGCCGCGGCGGCGGCGGCGGGCGCGCCGCCGCGGAAGAGGGGUCGUCAAGCGGGAUCAGGUUCGGGCGCGUCCGCGGCUGCCAAUGCCGGCCAAAAAGCGCAUAUUGUCCCUGGAAACGGCAGCAAAUUCUUCCCGAAAGAAUCGCAGAUUGACCGCCAGACGGCCUCCAAAUUGGAAGCUCAGUUGCGGCAGCUGGUACCUGCGGAGCAUGGGCUGGACUGGAGCGGUCCCAUCGCCCGAUUGGAGCAGGCCAGUUACCGGGUAGUGGAGGACUUGUUUGGGGAUCUGCAGGAUCCCCUGGAUGAUGUAAUCACAGCACAGAUGCAGGCGCCGUCACGGUACGGCAGCGGCAACGGUAUUAACGGCCUCAACAAUGGUGGCGCCGCCGGGGCCCUCAGUCGCGCGGGCAGUAGCGGCGGCUUCGGAGAUGCUGCGAUGUACGGCAUGACGGCAGCGGCGGCAGGAGCAGGAGGCGGAGGAGGAGGAGAUGGCGGCGGCCCGGGUGAUUCGGCCGCGCCCACUGCCGCCGCCUCCAACCCCCGGCGACUUCGGCAGCUGAACUCCAUGAAGCAAACCUUUCUAUCUGACCUACAUGAGGCCAUAGACGAGCUGGUGCGGCGACGUGUGGAUGCGGACAAGCAGGCUGCUGCCAAGGAGUACGCGGACCGCAUGGCGGACAUCCUGGCGGGCCUCCCACCCGAGCUCGGGAGCAUACCAGAAAAUGUACCGGGAGCCGUACUGCCUGCGGCUGUACUGCACAACAAGGAGCCGUACUUUUCGGUUUCGGAGUGGCGGAAAGUGCCAUUCCCACCUAGGCAAUACGAGACCUUGACGUCGUACGCCAUCCGCAGUACGAUUCCUUCGGAGCGUGCCGUACUGGCGUACAAGCUGCAGACGAAGCGGCCCGACGGCGCUGCGGAGCACUUCACUUUGGAGCACAGCAAGGAACUCGGUCUGGAGGAGUGCAAGCACAAGGAGUCCGAGCUGGCGGCUGCUGUCCGGGCCCGCCGCGUGCUGGUGAUGGGGCAGCACGUCAAGGAGGUCGACUGCUGGGGAAUGGACUGCUACACACGGAGGAAUAUAUUCGACGCGGUCCGAGAGAGCGGCGCUUUCAAGCACUGCCGUACUGGUAGCGGCGGCGUCACGACCACCACCACGACCACCCCUGCCACCGCCAGCCCCGAGCCCGAUGAUCCGGAUAUGGCGGAUACAGCUGCGGGGGCACGAGCCGGCGGCGGCGGCGGUAGUCGGCCGCCCUCUAACGGCUCAAGCCAUGGCGUCAGCGCUGCAGGCGCCGCAGUAACAGUUGGUGGAGGCGGCGGCGGCGGCGGCGGCGGCCUGGCGAACGGGGCGGCGGCGGCGGCAUCGCACAAGCUGAACGGCGGGGAAUUUGGAGGGGGGUUUGGUGGGGGUUUUGCGGGCGCGGCGGCCGGCCCUCUUAAGAAGGAGGAGGUGGCGGAGGUGAUGGUGGGUCCCGGUCUCGGACAGGUGACGGAGUCCACCUUGAACGAUGCCGCCAUCGCGGCGGCGCUGGCGGCGGAGGACGCCGAGGCUAGCGGCGGCGGCAGGGGCAGUACGGCGGGGAAGGCGCGUGGACGCGGCGGGCCGAGGCGGCGUGCGGCAGUGGCGGCGGGGGAGAAGUUGGCGGGCGGGGUGUGUGGGGAGGGCGAAGGAGGUGCAGCAGGGGCCCAGGUGGCGUUGCCGCCGCCGCCACCACCGUGCGACCAGGGGGAGGCGGAGGCGAUCAACGAUUGGAUCGACCGCCACGUGUUGUGUACGGCGAUUGCCAAGGGCCCCGACGGUUGGAACCUGUUGCGGGUUUUGGAGGCCGUACAGGCGGGAGCUCGGGAGCGGGGGGACAAACCCUGCAGCAAGGCAGCCAGCGCUGUCAUGGCCCGCCUUAAGCAGGUACAUGACGCCCCAAAUGUUGGUGGUGGUAACGUUCACAGGAAAGCAGUUGCGUCUCCUGGCUUUGGACUCCAGCACAUCGGUUGGGCUUACUUCCGUCUUCACCCCAAGGGUCGCGGGGUGGUGUGUCAGGCGUCGUUCGCUAGCCGCAUGAGUCACUCCUGCACCCCCAACUGUGCGGCGGUGGUGGUCUCAGUCAACGGGCGCCUCACCAUAGCCAUGUACGCCAAAAGGAGAAUCGAACCUGGCGAGGAGCUCACCUUCGACUACAGCAGUGUCACGGAGAGCGAGAAGGAGUACCGGGAGGCGAUCUGCCUGUGUGGUAGUAGGAACUGCCGGGGGUCGUACUUGUACUACUCAGGAAGUACGGCAUUCACGCAGGUCAUGGAGCAGCGCCACAACUUCCUCCACCGCCAGACCAUAUUGCUCCGGGCCUCCACUGAGCCCCUCCUGGAGUCCGACUGGACCCGCCUGAAGAGCCACUCACUGGGGCCCACCAGCCUGGGGGACGGAGGGCCGGGAAACAAUAAGGCCCCCGAUUGGCUGGUCAAGUGGGCCGCCCUGGUGCUGGAGUACGUGGAGCUGGAGAAGCGGGAGCUGCCCCAGGUGCUGCUGCAGCUGCCGCCCCAGCUGGGGAGGUACACGUCGGAAUCGGCGGCCAUUGAGGCGGAGGCCAUCGCUCAGAACCGUGUCCAGCAGAUUGUCAUCACUCUGGACAAGGUAAAGCAAGUACUGCGGCAGCCGGGGCAGCUGCAGACGGCGCCCAUGCGGCUGUUGUCCGAGUCCGAGGUGGUGGCUCACCUUUGGUCGGGAAGCAACUCCAUUGCCAAGAGGGUCCUUAAGGCCGUCAUGCAAAAGCUGUACGGCCUGUGGACACCUGCCGGAGCCGCCGCUGCGGGCCCUAGCGGUCCCACCACUCGCGGCGGUGGCGGCGGCGGCGGCGGCGGGCAUGAGAGCGGCGAGGACGAUACAUCGCCUCAGCCGGUACGUCGCGGCCGUGGCGGCGGCGGCGGUGGCGGCGGCGGUGGCGGCGGAGGUUUUAGCCUGGGUGACGACGAGGAGGCGCGGUUGGCUGCUGUGCUGCCGGACCGUCUGUCGGAGUUCGCUGCGGGUCCUGAUGCGGCUCGGGAACCCAAGUUGGCGGCGGUGACUAGGCUGGUGGCGCAGAAGGUCAGCACGGCGGAUCAGGCCCGGGAGAAGAUCCUGGAACUGGAGAAGUUGCUCCGAAGCCAGGAUGUGCAGGAUGGAGCGCCACAUCACACGGCGGUGGCUGAUAUGCUGCACAUGUACGGCAAGACCUUGACGUGGUUUACGGCAGAGCGUGGCUACAAAGGCUUUGCCUCUCCGCCCAUUGAGCUGCAUGAGGAGAUGGUGAAGUUGCACCGAGUCAAACUGGCGGCGGCGGGCCGUGGUGCCGGCGGCGGCGGCGGCGGUGGUCGCGGACGCCGGGUCGGCGGCGGCCGCGGCGGGGGUCGACGCAGCAGCGGCGGCGGCGGCGGUGAGUCCUCGCCGGUGUACGGCCCUGCGGGUUGCGGCAGCUCGGACGAGGAGGAGGACGAGCCGGAGACGGACUCGGACGAUUCGGAUCGUGGGGGAAAAAGCGGUGGCAAGGCUCGCGGUGGCCGAGGCGGCGGCGGCGGCAAGGGCGGGCGCGGGGCAGGACGCGGCAGUGGACGCCGUUCCACCGCCACGGCUACACGAGGCGCUGCCGUGGCCGCCACCGGUGCCGGCGGCGGUGGUGACGACGGCGCCGGCUCGCCGUCGCCUCCGAUUCCGCCGGACGCGGAGCCCGGCGCCGCUGAGCCCGACGCGGCCGCCGCCACCGCUGCGGCGGCACCGCGCUACGGGCCCUGGUUCAUGUGGGGUCAACUGUCCGGGUGGUACAAACAGACGGUGUACGACCCGACGGCGUCGCUGUCUGCGGAGCGGCGGGGUACCCUGUCGCUACCUGACGUGGAGAGCUGCUACGGGGCUCGUGCCAAGUACACGUUCAAGGACCGUGCUGCCGUGCUGCGCCACCUGGAGCAGUGUCCAGAUGCCCAGUGGAAGACCUCGCUGCCAUUUGGGUUUCGUAACGACGCCAAGAUUUACGGCAGCCCCAUGUUCGACCAGGUGUAUUUGGAGGCCAUUGGCAGGUCGGACCUGAACCCCAUGCCGGGUGUGCUGGCCCACCUUAAGGCCGUCAAAACACCCCUCAACCCAUCCAAGGCGGGACGAUGA
This is a messenger RNA of Volvox carteri f. nagariensis, 4551 nucleotides long. RefSeq lists its product as uncharacterized. The transcript has 25 exons. Gene Ontology annotation, molecular function: protein binding. The record is from RefSeq and is a predicted model, not a curated record. Lineage: Eukaryota; Viridiplantae; Chlorophyta; Chlorophyceae; Chlamydomonadales; Volvocaceae. Bases 1 to 4551 code for a protein of 1516 amino acids.